CGUCGCUUCUUGGAGGAAGCAAGCGGCGGCGGCGACUGGGCGGAAAGAGGACGGAAAGAAAGGAAGAGAGGAAGUAGCCAGGGAAGAAGCAAAAUGAAGCCGGCGCUGGGGGAGCCCGCGAGAGCGUGGCCGACGGGGGAGCAGGGCGCAGUGAGCUGCUUCUUUCCCGCACCACGGGUGUGAUCAGCUUUUUCUGCACGACCCCCAGGAAAUAAGCAGGUCUCGCCUGGGCGGAAAAGGAAGAGAAAAGAAUCCAAGUGAGCGCGUUGCCUCUUCUCUCACCGUUGCCCCCUCGAAACUCAGGCUGUUUCUCAGCCCAGCCUCCCCGCGGGACCGGACGCAGUGCCGGAGCCGCCCUGCAGAUGGGGCGGGCAGGGAGCGGGCACCCUAGCCGCGGGUGACAGGUGCUGGCCUGCCCGCCUGCCCGGCUCGGCGCAGGGAGCGGGCGGGCAGAGAAUGCCCGGCAGAGGAAUCUGGGAGCGGGCUCUGAGAUUGCCGAGGGCUUGCUAGGCUCCAACUUGGAUGGCGCGGAGACCGCUCCGGCUUCUGGGACCGCUACGCCGCGUCGAGUGAGCUGCGCGCGGGACCUGGGGGCGGAGACCUUAGGCGGCGGCUGCAGCGGGGCAAGCUGGGCGCAGGAGGGGGCGCGCUUUCUCCCUGCGGGUCUCAGUAAUGAGGAGACUGAGUUUGUGGUGGCUGCUGAGCAGGGUCUGUCUGCUGCUGCCGCCGCCCUGCGCACUGGUGCUGGCCGGGGUGCCUGGCUCCUCCUCGCACCCGCAGCCCUGCCAGAUCCUCAAGCGCAUCGGGCACGCGGUGAGGGUGGGCGCGGUGCACUUGCAGCCCUGGACCACGGCCCCCAGCUCGACCAGCCGAGUUCCAGACGGCAACCCGGCAGGGACCCAGCGGGAUGAGCCGGAGCCGGGGACUUGGCGGCCCCCGGCGCCUUCUCCCGGCGCACGCUGGCUGGGGAGCGCCCUGCAUGGCCGGGGGCCCCCUGGCGCUCGGAAGCCCGAGGAGGGCUCAGGAACCGAGACCCUGUGGCCACGGGACGCUCUCCUUUUUGCCGUGGACAACUUGAACCGCGUCGGAGGACUGCUGCCCUACAAUCUGUCUUUGGAAGUAGUGAUGGCCAUCGAGGCGGGCCUGGGCGAUCUGCCACUGCUGCCCUUCUCCUCCCCUAGCUCGCCGUGGAGCAGUGACCCUUUCUCCUUUCUGCAGAGCGUGUGUCACACUGUGGUGGUGCAAGGGGUAUCGGCGCUGCUCGCCUUUCCUCAGAGUCAAGGCGAGAUGAUGGAGCUCGACUUGGUCAGCUCGGUCCUGCACAUUCCAGUGAUCAGCAUCGUGCGCUAUGAGUUUCCGCGGGAGAGUCAGAAUCCCCUUCACCUACAACUGAGUUUAGAAAAUUCAUUAAGUUCUGAUGCUGAUGUCACUGUCUCAAUCCUGACCAUGAACAACUGGUACAAUUUUAGCUUGUUGCUGUGCCAGGAAGACUGGAACAUCACAGACUUUCUCCUCCUCACCCAGAGUAACUCCAAGUUCCACCUCGGGUCUGUCAUCAACAUCACCGCCAACCUCUCCUCCAGUGAGGACCUCUUGAGCUUCCUACAGGUCCAGCUUGAGAGCAUUAAGAACAGUACAUCCACCAUGGUGAUGUUUGGCUGUAGCAUGGAAAGCAUCCGGCGGAUUUUUGAAAUUACCACCCAGUUUGGGGUAACACCCCCUGAGCUUCGUUGGGUGCUAGGAGAUUCCCAGAAUGUCGAGGAACUGAGGACAGAAGGCCUGCCCUUAGGGCUCAUUGCUCAUGGAAAAACAACACAGUCUGUCUUUGAGUACUAUGUGCAAGAUGCCAUGGAACUGGUUGCGAGAGCUGUCGCCACAGCCACCAUGAUCCAGCCAGAACUUGCUCUCAUUCCCAGCACGAUGAACUGCAUGGAUGUGGAAGCUACAAACCUCACUUCAGGACAAUAUUUAUCAAGGUUUCUAGCCAACACCACUUUCAGAGGGCUCAGUGGUUCCAUCAGAGUAAAAGGCUCCACUAUCAUCAGCUCAGAAAACAACUUUUUCAUCUGGAAUCUGCAACAUGACCCCAUGGGAAAUCCAAUGUGGACCCGCUUGGGCAGCUGGCAGGAUGGGAAGAUUGUCAUGGACUAUGGUAUAUGGCCAGAGCAGGCCCAAAGGCACAAAACCCACUUCCAGCACCCAAGUAAGCUACAUUUGAGAGUGGUUACCCUGAUUGAGCAUCCCUUUGUCUUCACACGAGAAGUCGAUGAUGAAGGCUUGUGUCCUGCUGGCCAACUCUGUCUAGACCCCAUGACUAAUGAUUCUUCCAUAUUGGACAGCCUUUUUAGUAGCCUCCACAGCACUAAUGAUACAGUUCCCAUCCAAUUCAAGAAGUGUUGCUAUGGAUACUGCAUUGAUCUGCUAGAAAAGCUAGCAGAAGACAUGAACUUUGACUUUGACCUCUAUAUUGUUGGGGAUGGAAAGUAUGGAGCCUGGAAAAAUGGGCAUUGGACUGGGCUAGUGGGUGAUCUCCUGAGUGGGACAGCCCACAUGGCAGUCACUUCCUUCAGCAUCAAUACUGCACGAAGCCAGGUGAUAGAUUUCACCAGUCCUUUUUUCUCUACCAGCUUGGGCAUCUUAGUGAGGACCCGAGACACAGCAGCUCCCAUUGGAGCCUUCAUGUGGCCACUCCACUGGACAAUGUGGCUGGGGAUUUUUGUGGCUCUGCAUAUCACUGCCAUCUUCCUCACUCUGUAUGAAUGGAAGAGCCCCUUUGGUAUGACUCCCAAGGGGCGAAAUAGAAGCAAAGUCUUCUCCUUCUCUUCAGCCUUGAAUGUCUGUUAUGCCCUUUUGUUUGGUAGAACAUCAGCCAUCAAACCCCCAAAAUGCUGGACAGGAAGGUUUCUAAUGAACCUUUGGGCCAUUUUCUGUAUGUUUUGCCUUUCUACAUACACGGCUAACUUGGCUGCUGUCAUGGUGGGUGAGAAGAUCUAUGAAGAGCUUUCUGGAAUACAUGACCCCAAGCUACAUCAUCCCUCCCAAGGCUUCCGCUUUGGAACUGUCCGGGAAAGCAGUGCUGAAGAUUAUGUGAGGCAAAGUUUCCCAGAGAUGCAUGAAUAUAUGAGAAGGUACAAUGUACCAGCCACCACUGAUGGAGUAGAGUAUCUAAAGCAUGAUCCAGAGAAAUUAGACGCCUUCAUCAUGGACAAAGCCCUUCUGGAUUAUGAAGUGUCAAUAGAUGCUGACUGCAAACUUCUCACCGUGGGGAAGCCGUUUGCCAUAGAAGGAUAUGGCAUUGGCCUCCCACCCAACUCUCUACUCACCUCCAAUAUAUCCGAGCUAAUCAGUCAAUACAAGUCACAUGGGUUUAUGGAUGUGCUACAUGACAAGUGGUAUAAGGUGGUUCCUUGUGGCAAGAGAAGUUUUGCUGUCACUGAGACUUUGCAAAUGGGCAUCAAGCACUUCUCUGGACUCUUCGUGAUGCUGUGCAUCGGGUUUGGUCUGUCCAUCUUGACAACCAUUGGUGAGCACAUAGUAUACAGGCUGCUGCUACCACGAAUCAAGAACAAGUCCCGGCUGCAAUACUGGCUCCACACCAGCCAGAGAUUACACAGAGCACUAAACACAUCAUUUGUAGAAGAAAAGCAGCAGUGUUUCAAGACUAAACGUGUGGAAAAGAGGUCCAACGUGGGACCCCGUCAGCUCACCGUGUGGAACACGUCCAACCUGAGUCAUGACAGCCAGUGCAAAUACACCUUCAGUGAUGAGGGAGGGCAGAACCAGCUGGGCAUCCGGAUGCACCAGGACAUCCCUCUCCCUCCCAGAAGAGAGCUCCCUGCCUCGCUGACCACCAAUGGGAAAGCGGACUCGCUCGGCGGAGCUCGGAACUCAGUGAUGCAGGAGCUCUCGGAGCUGGAGAAGCAGAUCCAGGUGAUCCGGCAGGAGCUGCAGCUGGCUGUGAGCAGGAAAACAGAGCUGGAGGAGUUUCAAAGGACAAAUCGGACUUGUGAGUCCUAGGUGGUCCUGCUGCUCCCCUUCCCCAGUUCCCAGCCCUCCUCUGAGCCCUUGAGACACUUUGUAAUGCUCUUUUGUAACCACAGACCAAGGUGUGGGGAAGUUGAGGUCCAGGUCUUCUUGCAGAUCAAGUCAGCGCUCCCUCGCCUGAAAAAGCAGCAGCAGCAGCUUUUCCCAAGCUCACUCCCUAGGUCUCCAGGGUAGGGGUCUUCUCUUCAUAGCAGCCGUCUUAGGGGUAAGCCCCGUGUAAAGUCUGUGAAUAACCAAACAAGCCCAGCUCCUGUUAACCUUUCCACCAGGUGCCACAGUAAUAUUUCUGGUUUUUAGCCCUUUCUCUGCACUAGCAACAAGAAGACAGAAAAUUGUUCCUCA
This is a messenger RNA of Talpa occidentalis (Iberian mole), 4386 nucleotides long. It is a transcript of the gene GRIN3A, whose product is annotated as glutamate ionotropic receptor NMDA type subunit 3A. Bases 673 to 4017 code for a protein of 1114 amino acids. The transcript has 9 exons. Gene Ontology annotation, biological process: modulation of chemical synaptic transmission; synaptic transmission, glutamatergic; ionotropic glutamate receptor signaling pathway. The record is from RefSeq and is a predicted model, not a curated record. NCBI's taxonomy places the organism in Eukaryota, Metazoa, Chordata, Mammalia, Eulipotyphla, Talpidae. Gene Ontology annotation, cellular component: plasma membrane; postsynaptic membrane. Gene Ontology annotation, molecular function: NMDA glutamate receptor activity; transmitter-gated monoatomic ion channel activity involved in regulation of postsynaptic membrane potential.